Molecule: messenger RNA, 916 nt
Organism: Paraglomus brasilianum
Lineage: Eukaryota; Fungi; Glomeromycota; Glomeromycetes; Paraglomerales; Paraglomeraceae
Source: the annotation of a GenBank genome assembly
AUGAGUAAACGACCAUUUGAAUGUCUUGAUUCCAGAUUUCCUCCAAAUAAGGAGACACUUCUUUGUACUCCAAAUAAGCAAAAUAUGCAUGGUGAGGAGGUUGUUUGUAGUUAUCUUGAUGCCAUGGAAAAUUUGCUAAAGUAUAAUCAAGUUGUAAGCAAUGUUCCAGCUGUGUGGACAAAAUCUCUGGAGUCCUAUCUUGACAAUGCUCUUAAGAAAGAAGGAGAAGAAUUUAAGAUUGCUGUAAUGGAAAAAAUAAGCGGAGACGAAGGAAAUUACUUCCGUUUGUACUGUGAAAAAAUUCUGAUUGAUUUACAAAUUAGCAAGCGGAAGUAUAUAGUACAAACCAUUUCUUCUCUCUUUAAGUUUUAUGAAACAACGUUCGGAAAAAUAAGCUUCGAUUGGAUAGAGUCACAUCCUCCCGCAGGAAAACUAACAAAAUCGGCCAGCAACUCCGGCAUUAUGAGAGGUGGAUUAAUUAAGAAAUCUAAUGUCUUUCACAUGGAAGUCUCGGGUCCACCUUCAUUAUUAUCGGACGAUACGAAAAAAUCACUGCAUACGGACAUCCUGAAUCUGAUCGCCAUCUUACUCGAUCAUCUUGAUCUAUCCGUUGAAGUCGCAACACGAAUCAAAGUGUUCAGUUUUCAAGUUAUUAAAUAUCGAAUUACGUUUUAUUUCCUAAAUAUGUUGAACGAUGGAUCUUUUCUUUCAUCGGAGUUAUUUUCUGCAUUGUUUCCCUUCUCUUUUGAUGCUAGAGCAAAGUAUAAACAAAUACUAUUUCUCAUGGGUGUUUUUCAUAAUGAAGCUACGAAUCAGAUCUCUUUGAUGCAAGAUCUUGAUCUGAAUGUUAAUCGUUAUGAAGGAAAGUUGGUUCGAGAAGUCUUAAGGGUUCCAAUAGCAUUGAAAGAUUUUCUCA